Messenger RNA from Ambispora leptoticha, 2259 nucleotides. The record is from the annotation of a GenBank genome assembly. NCBI's taxonomy places the organism in Eukaryota, Fungi, Glomeromycota, Glomeromycetes, Archaeosporales, Ambisporaceae.
AUGUCCCUUCCUUAUAAUAGUAGUGGUCCAUCUUCGGUUUCUUCUUUACCAACCAGCCUUUCACCCCAAAAACGACCAGGAGUCUUACUUAUCAAACACAUACGCUGUGGUUUACUUGAGAGAGGUGAAAGACAAAGCAAAUUCCCAUUUAUUGGUAAUAAAGCUAGAGCAAUUAAUUUGGAAGUAAUCGCUAAUGGUUCUACAAAAACAACGACAGAAUCAAAAAUUGACGAACGAGGUAAAGCUCUUUGGAACGAGCACCUCACUUACGAAUUACAUCCUCCAAUUAAGGAUGACCUGCGAGUCAGAGUGUUUGAUAUGAAACGUAGAGGGAACGAAGCCCUUAUUGGUGAAGCUAAAGCAGAUUUGCGGCUAUACAAAGAGCACGAAAACAGAGUAAUAAUGGACGUCAUGAAGCAUGAAACCUCGGUUGGACAGAUUGUUUUCGACAUGUAUUUUCUUUCUGGGUCACCUCCGCAUAAUGCUGAUGAAGAAUUAAGUGAUGAAACUCGUGAAGGCGACAAGAUUGGCAUGUUAUUAUUGGACAAGAUAUCGUGCAGAGGGUUACGAAAAACCGGGCAUCUCGAAUUCGUAUUGAAUAAGCCGAAAAUACAUUCAACGCUCCGGUACUGGAAAGCUUCGAAUACUAGCUGUAAAUAUGCCAUAUCGAUGGACCUCCAAGCAAAAGACAAGAAGAAACUUGUAUUGCUUGUUCAAUGCCGAUAUGGUUCACAGACGAAUGAAUUCGCUAAGACAAGAUUUGAAAUCGGAUCUGAAACAAAUUGGAAGAAAUUGAUGCAAGGAGGACCAAUAGAAACAGGCGAAUUAACAUUUACAGAAGGUGGUCUGGACGCCGGUUACAUCAGGUUCUCGCUAUCCUUCCAUGAAUUCAGCACUUUUCAACAAAUCAUCGAAGAAGAUGUAUCGCAAGAUGACUAUGACACUGUUUUGAAUUCAAGACCGCAACCUCAAAACCGUAUGUCAGGAGUAUCAUCAUCUUCCUCAGCCUCAGGAGCGACGAAUAAUCUUGACAAUGUACACCAAUUUACACUGGCAGAGACUUCAUUACCAAAAAGGCCAAAUCAAAUGCUAAAUCAAACGGUACCCGAAAAAGAAAAAACAGAAGACAUUGAAGGAGGCGAAAGUUCAGUUGGUCCACAGCAAUUGCCAAAUCAACCUCGUAGACCGAGCACUAUUCAUCCAUCACCUUCGAGUCCCAUGUCGCAUUUUAGUGAUGACGAGCCUCCUAUGAGAAAUCCAUUGUCACGCGCAGGAAGUAGGCGGAUGACUCAUACAUCUACCAGCGAAGAUUUUCGCCAAAGCCCGCCUAUACCAGAACGACAAGAAUUGAAGAUAGUAUGCAAUAAGUACGUAAUAAUACAUUCGAUUGGCGAUGACGAGGAUUCCCACUUAAACGAGAAUUCGAGUCGAUACAGGAACGUCCUUUAUAAAGGACAACAUAUAAUAACCGCUAAUCCAGUUAUCAUCAAAGUUUUCUCCCGCAGAAAUUUAUGGGACACUGAAACCAAGUUUCUCCGGUUACUGAAAAGCAAGUCCGUAGUCAAAUGGGAAGACAUGGAGCAAAGUAACCUCAUGGGCGGAUUUGUGUCAGUUACCAGUUAUGCGGGAGAAACUUUGGAUGUUCAUCACUUCAGAUUCAGAGACGCAAUCUCGAUCAAACACAUUCUAUCAUCUAUUUCUAAUGCCCUUAAAUAUUGUCAUGAAAAAGAAAUUGCGCAUCUUGACCUAAAGCCCGGAAACAUCAUUUGCAAACACACAGACAUAUACAAGGUACGUCUGUGUGACUUUGAAAGUGCGAAAAAAUUUGGUGAUUACCUUCUAUCGGAUGAAGGUGAUGAUAGAGUUAGUCCCUUAUGCUCACGUGGGUACACUGCACCGGAGGUGCUGCACACAGAGCUCACAGAUUUAAGAGUUAGUCAUGCACAAGACAUUUUUAGUUUGGGCGCCAUCAUUUAUUUCCUCCACACAAAGAAUACCAUCUAUGAUGAUUUUAACGAUCUGAAAAACCUGACAACUUUUGAGCAUUUACGUGGUGAUUUUUCUGAUGAACAGGCGCGUAAGCUCACAUUGAAAAUGUUGGACUGGAAUCCAGCUGAGCGUCCGACAAUUCAAAAAGUAUUAGAUUCAACGUAUUUUAGGGCAGGAACGAAUACUGAACAGUAUAGUGACGAGAUUAGGAAUAGGGAGAUUAGGAAUAACGAGGUUAAGUUACCAACACCUACGGAUACUAUAUUUUAA